CAUACGAACUGUCAUAUUCAGCUGAAGCUGUGUGAAAAUUUUAUUACUUAGCUAAUUUUAUUCUAAGCUUUAAUUAUAUUUACAAACUGAUAGUUGUAAAAGUGUAAAAAGGCAUAAUAAUGUCAGAGAUAUCUUGGCCUUGGCAGUACAACUUUCCUCCCUUUUUUACGAUUCAACCACACUCGGAGACCAGAGCUAAACAGCUCGAAGCAUGGCAGCACCUCAUAGCGGACUACCUCAAAACUACAAAACAAUCCACCAUAGACAUAAGAGAAGCCCAGAACAGUCCACUGUUUAACAAUCAAUCUAUCAACCGGAAACUGUCGCAGGAGUCCAUUUUAGUUGUCCUAGAGUAUAUGGGGAAGAUGGGGCAAGCCGCGCCGCUGGAUAAGAGCAAGAAUGUGUGGGAGGUGUAUUGGCACUCGCUGGAUGAGUGGGGCAAUAUGGUGUAUAGCUGGGCGAGCAGCAACGGGAUGAAUAAUUCUGUGUGUACGCUGUUUGAGCUGCGGGAGGGAGAGAAUACUGUUGAUGAAGAGUUUCACGGCCUGGACAUGACGAUCCUAAUUAAAGCGCUGAAGACCCUCGAGGCCAAGGGCAAGUGUGAGCUGAUGGAAUUCGACGAUAACCAGGGAGUCAAGUUCUUCUAAAGUCUGGCUGCAACGUCCCAAGGUCAAACUAUAUUUACGAUUAAGGAUCACUGGCACCAUCCCACUAACCCAGGGUUAACCGGUUAAACCUGGAGUUACCAUGGUUACCAGUACAAUAUUUGACAUUGGGUUAACUUCUUAACGAGUUAACCGCGGGCUAGUGGGAUGGUGCAAGUGGCCCUAAGGGUCACUUGCAACAUGUCACUAACCCGAGGUUAAGCGGUUAAAUCAUUAAUUUAGUGUCAAAGUGCUGGUAACCAUGGUAACUCCAGGUUCAACCCGGGUUCCCGGGGUUAGUGGAAUGGUGCAAGAGGUGCUUAGGAGCAUUCUGCGAAAUUUUCUGCCGUUGUGCAGACAGAGAAAUUAAUUUCGUAUCCGUUUUGUACCUUGUUACAGUAACAGUAUGAGAUCUCUAGCGAAUUUCAUAUAAAUGGGUAGGAAAUUAAGUUAUUUAACUGUACAUUUGCAAGAUUUGCAGGUAUAGGAGUUUCGUUUCUGUCACAAAUCCACAAUGGAUGUGAAAAAUGCUCUGUAAAAUGUUACUGAGCAAAAAUCACGAACGUAAUAGGGUCUAUUUCGUCAGGUGACAAGCAAAGGUCACUAAGUACUAUCAAAAAAUUAAAGUAACAAUGCACUUUAUUACACUUGUAACACGGUUUAUUGUCCAAUAAUUUCAAGGGUGUUAGUUAGUGACUUUUGCUUGUCACCCGACGAUUUGUAACAAUAUGAAAAUUGCUUCUUAAAAUACGCACUUUCUUUUAAAACUUACUGAAAAGUGCGUAUUAUUAGAAGCCAUUUGCAUAUUUUUAACUAUUAUGUAAAAAAUAUAACAAAAUUUUUAUCAUGCAUUAUAGACAUGAUUUUUUUCUAUCGAGCGAAAGUCAAGAAAUCGGGUUUCGAAUCAAUGAAGUUACUAAAGGAAAGCCUCUAGAUUGCUGUUCACAUUUUAGUAACCAAAUUAUGAUCUAAAUAAGCGGUACGAUUUUUCAAAAACAAAUGCAAACGUAGGUAUGCGAGCGACCCCAGAGAACAUACCGCGAACACCGAAGUUCGCAGAUUGCGGGCAUCUUUCUAUUUUACUCCAAUUAAAGGGUA
Cydia fagiglandana is the source of this 1742-nucleotide messenger RNA. It is a transcript of the gene Vps25, whose product is annotated as vacuolar protein-sorting-associated protein 25. The record is from RefSeq and is a predicted model, not a curated record. Gene Ontology annotation, cellular component: ESCRT II complex; nucleus. NCBI's taxonomy places the organism in Eukaryota, Metazoa, Arthropoda, Insecta, Lepidoptera, Tortricidae. The transcript is spliced from 3 exons. Gene Ontology annotation, biological process: inositol phosphate biosynthetic process; protein transport to vacuole involved in ubiquitin-dependent protein catabolic process via the multivesicular body sorting pathway. Bases 120 to 647 code for a protein of 175 amino acids. Gene Ontology annotation, molecular function: protein homodimerization activity; ATP binding; structural molecule activity.